This is a messenger RNA of Aspergillus versicolor CBS 583.65, 1837 nucleotides long. RefSeq lists its product as uncharacterized. Gene Ontology annotation, molecular function: ubiquitin protein ligase binding; protein-macromolecule adaptor activity. The transcript has 4 exons. Gene Ontology annotation, biological process: ubiquitin-dependent endocytosis. Gene Ontology annotation, cellular component: cytoplasm; plasma membrane; cytosol. The coding region runs from base 307 to 1428 and encodes 373 amino acids. Lineage: Eukaryota; Fungi; Ascomycota; Eurotiomycetes; Eurotiales; Aspergillaceae. The record is from RefSeq and is a predicted model, not a curated record.
AUAAUCAGAGGAUGAGACAAAGGGUCAGACAUUUCGUGACAUUGCAACGGAACAGUCAGUGAUUGACUUGAUGACGCCAGCUUAUUCUUAGCAACAGGGCCGGAUCUGAUGUGUGCGUCAGUCUCGACUCGACGAUCGCAUCCGGUGGAGCACAAUCGUUACUUGCUAUGCCGACCACAUCCAGCGUCAGAUAUAUCACCUUUAAUUCAGCAGCCAUGGCUCUUGCCAUCGUCCGUUUUCUGGUUAUUUCUAUCCCGACGAUCUAUCCCGACUAACUAGCUUUGCCAGCUCCAGAGACUUCAGGAUAUGCGCACAGCCGGCCAUGGCCUCACUACAAAUACACACGCCAGGAUGCUGUUCCUUAGCCUGCUCUCCCACGCCUCAGCCUGGCUAAAAGCCCGUCGCCCCAAUUCCAUGCUGUCGCAAGUGGACCGCUUGCUGGGGGCUUCGCCCUGCAUGGACGUCCGCAUCCACCUCUGCAAGGAGUCUUCUGCAGACGCCGUCGCGGGCCAGGUCGUUCUCGCCUCCGACACACAGCUGGACAUCGCCACGGUCGCAAUCAGGCUCUCGGGGUCCGCGACGUCGAGAGUGCACUCUGGACGACUUAGCGAGUCGCAUCAGCUCUUCAAUAUAUCCGAGCAGCUGUUCCCGCCGAGUAAAUUCGCCAACUCUUUUAGCUGCAAGAAUGUCACUCUGCCGCCAGGGGAACAUGUCUUUGCAUUCUCAAUCAAGCUCCCCCAGACAACACAACACAAGACGAGCAAAAGGUCGCAACUGCCACCAUCCACGGGCGACAAAUCAUCCCCAGAGGAGAUCAAGUACGUCCUCGAAGCGACAGUCCGCCAAAAUGGCUUUGGCCGUGGUCUCCUCCGCGGCCGCAAAGCUACCCGGAGCAUAAAUAUCCCCUCCCAACCCAACACAACACUCCCCUCACAACCACAAAUCCAAGCCCAAACGAGGAGAAUCACCUCCACCGCAGGUACCGAGCCGUCAACAUGCGAGGCCCGCGCAAAGCUCAACGGGCCCUUCCUCGUCCUCAACAACCCCAUCCCACUCUCCGUGGAAAUCGCCAACAUCAGCACCGACAGCAUCUACCUGCACGACUUCCAGACCAUGCUCUUCGAAACAACCGACGUUCGCGCCAAGGGACACUCAGAAUCGCACACCCGGUCGUGGGUCGUGCAGACAAUGGCUAAUCUGCAGCAACCGUUUGUGCCUGAGAUUCGAGAUAUCGACGGGACGGACGGGGAAGAAGAACUGGUCUUUAGUCUGGACAAAAGUCUAUGGAGCCGGUAUAUUGUUCCGCCAGCGCUGUCUCCUUCGUUCGAGACGAGUAAUAUCCGUCGUCGCUAUAGACUGGAGAUUCGGCUUGGGAUUAGAUUUGGGGGGAAUAACGUGAGUUUUCUUCCCUUCUAUCUUGCUACAUAGCUAAACUAAUAUCCUGCAGAUCCGGAUAGUGGAGUUCCAGUUUCCUGUUCAAGUUGUCUCGCUUGGGGAAUCUGCGCUGAGGCCUCCUGCGAUUGACAUGGAGAUGCCGGCGCCGGAGUAUCGAGAGAAGGAGCUGGAGCUGGAGGUGUAGAUUAUGAUAAUAUGUAUAUAAAUCGUGAAUGAAUUAUGAUCUGCAAUUACUGAUACCAGAACUAUUAAGAACUAUUAUUCAGAGAUUAAAUUAGAUAAUUACUUAUUGGCGACUAGUGGUAUAAAUGAAUGGAUAAUUGCAUAGAUAAUUAAGCAAGGGUAUGCCGGCUAUUUUUAGCUGGUAUACUUGCAGCUUCUACUAGUACAGGCCAAGAGAACAUUUCAACACUUCCAGAACAUCAGAACCAUCAAAGACAAU